Williopsis jadinii is the source of this 2640-nucleotide messenger RNA. RefSeq lists its product as uncharacterized. Lineage: Eukaryota; Fungi; Ascomycota; Saccharomycetes; Phaffomycetales; Wickerhamomycetaceae. Gene Ontology annotation, cellular component: plasma membrane. The transcript is spliced from 2 exons. Bases 1 to 2325 code for a protein of 774 amino acids. The record is from RefSeq and is a predicted model, not a curated record. Gene Ontology annotation, molecular function: quinone binding; copper ion binding; primary methylamine oxidase activity. Gene Ontology annotation, biological process: amine metabolic process.
AUGCUGUGGAAACACUUCACCGCUGCAUUGUCUUUGGCCUCCUUGGCCAAGUUGCUGGAGAAGAGAGAAGUUGCUUGUGGCGCUUCCACUCCUGGUGAUGCUGUUCCUUCGAAGAUCAACAUCUGGGCAGACUUGAGCGAUGACGAAGCUCAGGUGGUCUACGACCUGUUGAAGGACACCUUCAACCUGACUGCCUCCGUCAAUGCCACGAUGUACGACAACUACGUCACCUGGAUUGAGACCUUGAGACCAAACAAGACAGAUGCAAUUGCCUAUUUGGAUAACGAUGGUCCAGUCCCAGAGCGUUGGGCCCGUGCUACGGUGUUCUUGGGCACUGAUGAGUAUACCAGCGAUGAAUUCCCAGAUGGAUACUGGCAAGAACUGCAAGUUGGUCCAUUGAACACCAACGGCUCGACGCCAGAGAUCUCAGAGCUGGAGUACAUCUACACCAAGUCAAAGGUUUCCUUCGCAAAGGGCUACAAGGAUGAUUUGAAGUGGGCCGCUGCGGAGGAGGUCUACGCAGCGGAGAUCUUAUCCGAUACCAUGUUGCCUGUUCUCGUGGACCUCGUUGGUGAAGAUAUCAAGACCUACGGCGAGGAAAACUCGACAGUUGAAUGCUGGGCCACUGAUCCAUUCCAGAUUGACGAUGAUGGUACUGUCACAGAUUGGGCCACCAUUUUCCUCAACUACCACGAUGCUGGUGAUGUUACGCCAACUGGUGUCUUCCUACAAAUUGUCAUGACGGGCAGAAACGUUGAGGACUACUACAUCUCCCAGUGGGUCUACAACAACAUCGUCUACAACUCUUCGGGCGAGUUUAGGGAGGCAUGGGAGUCGGACGAUUUCGUCAAGCUGCCAAAAAUCGACACUACAAACUUGAACACCACUGAGACCUUCGUCUACAUUGGUCAACAGGGCACCACGAGAGAGCUGGACGAGAAAUUGGCUCCAAUUGCCAUCGAGCCAGAAGGAAGAAGAUGGAAGUACAGUGAGAGCGAGAGAUACUUUACAUGGAUGGACUGGGAGUUCUACGUCGCAUGGAACAGAGAUAACGGUUUGGCUCUGUACGACGUCAAGUUCAAAGGCGAGCGUAUUGCCUUUGAGAUUGGACUCCAGGAGGCCAUUGCAGAGUACUCUGGUGAUGAUCCAUUCCAAGCUCAUACGACUUACUUUGACAGAUCCUACGGCUUUGGUAACGAGGCAUUUGGACUGGUUCCAGGGUUUGAUUGUCCUUAUAACGCUGAGUUCUUCAACGUUACAUGGCACUCUAACGGUGAUAAUAACUACCAUAACAACUCCUACUGUGCCUUUGAGUUCUCUGAGGACUAUCCGUUUGUUAGACACACUGCUUCCGAGUACAUCACUGUCUCCAAGAACCCAACUUUCAACCUGAGAUCCAUCACCACUAUCGGCAACUACGAUUACAACUUCCUGUACAAGUUCUUCCUCGAUGGUACUUUCGAGGUCUCUGUCAGGGCUGCUGGUUACAUCCAGGGUGCUUACUACAACCCAGAGACCGGUGAUCCAUUUGGCUACAAGAUCAACGAAGUGCUGUCAGGCUCUUUCCACGACCACGUUAUCAACUUCAAGGCAGAUUUCGACAUUGCUGGAACUGCAAACAGACUGGCCAAGGUUGAAUUGGAGGCUGUCAACCACACUUAUCCAUGGGCACCAGAUAAAGUGUUCUCCACCAAGCAAAAGAGAAGAAGUGUCAUUGCCAAUGAGACAUACCUGAACUGGGCCGAUGCCGGUGCAAUCUUGUUGAUUGAGUCUGCAGAGCAAAACAACACUUGGGGUAAUCCAAGGGCUUAUAGAGCUGUUUUCCCAGGUGGUGAUGCCAGAAGAAUUGCCCAAAACACCCACACCAUCAUCAACAACGCUCACUGGGCUGAAAAGGAUAUGGCCAUCACCGUUCAAAAGGACACGGAGUUCACGUCUUCUCACGUUUUCUGCUCCCAAGACUUGGAGGACCCAAUCAUCAACUUUGACAACUUUGUUGAUGGAGAGAGCAUUGACGGCGAAGACUUGGUCUAUUGGUUCAACUUGGCUUUGCAUCACUUGCCAAACACCCAGGAUAUCCCAAACACCAUCUACAGCACGGCACAAUCCAGCAUCAUCUUCACUCCAUUCAACUACUUUGACACUGAGCAAUCUAGAGACACUCUACAACAGAUGUACUAUACCUAUGAGGAUGCCACCUGGGAUUUCAACGGGGUCUCAGUGUCCCCAGAGUGUCUCUUUGGUAUUGAGCCAUUGAACUUUGACGCCGUUAACUACGAUGGGAUGCAAAUCAGCAAGGAUACCACCAACAUCCCAUCGACUUGAAAGUCCAUCUUCUUCAAUUCUUACACACGAUACCAGGUCCGUACACUUUUCUUUCUAUAGUACGGAUUCAAUACACUGUUUCUCCAUCUUUUAGCCUCUUAUCAUCAAUCCUCAGCUCGUGUGCGCUAUAGAGAAAUAUCCCAUAGAAUGGGAACCAUUUGUCCGUUCAUGAUGAUGCCUUCCGGUGCUCCUUAGAGACAGAACAGAGGUGGUGAUUGUAGAGGAGCAUGGACGUGCUCCUUGUGUGUGUGUGUGUCUAUUGAGAUGCGACAAGACACUUGAUGAUGAUGUUGUGCUCACUGUUGAUGUCACGGU